Messenger RNA from Torulaspora delbrueckii, 615 nucleotides. RefSeq names its product ureidoglycolate hydrolase (gene DAL3). The transcript has a single exon. Gene Ontology annotation, molecular function: ureidoglycolate hydrolase activity; ureidoglycolate lyase activity. Gene Ontology annotation, biological process: allantoin catabolic process. NCBI's taxonomy places the organism in Eukaryota, Fungi, Ascomycota, Saccharomycetes, Saccharomycetales, Saccharomycetaceae. The coding region runs from base 1 to 615 and encodes 204 amino acids. The record is from RefSeq and is a predicted model, not a curated record.
AUGGUAUCAAUAAAAGCUGAGCCUCUAACAAUACCUACUUUUGCAAAUUAUGGCUCGAUCAUAUCCCCCGAUGAAUCGAUAAGCAACCUAGAUGACUCUAUGAAGACUGCCAACCAAGGAACCGCGAUAAAAUUGUUGGGGGUCAGUGAGAUUGAGAAAAAAUAUCCCUUCACUGACACACCAAAGUGGAAUCUGUUCAGGUGUUUCCCUCAGCCACACCUCAAGCGUUCUUUCUGCGAGGAUCAGACUAAAGGAUCCACUCUGAUAGAACACUCUAUCAAAGUGCUCGAAAAGCAUCCUUCCAGCUCUCAAACCUUCUUACCAAUGGGUCGCCCUAGUAACGAACUAUCGUAUCUAAUAGUAGUUGCAUUGGAAGACUCGAAGUCUGGAAAACCAGAUGUAUCUACACUGAAGGCAUUUACUUGCAAAGGAAACCAGGCUGUCACUUACGGCGCAGGUAUCUGGCAUGCCCCGAUGAUUAUUCUUGGACAGCAAGAGCAUCUAGACUUUGGAGUGAUCAUUUACGAGUUCCUCGACAAACAGGCCCCAGAAAAGGAUUGUCAGGAAUGCCAUUAUGAUGAGUCUGCCAUUAAGGUUCAGUUGGUCUCAACUUAA